Molecule: messenger RNA, 681 nt
Organism: Trichechus manatus latirostris (Florida manatee)
Lineage: Eukaryota; Metazoa; Chordata; Mammalia; Sirenia; Trichechidae
Gene: PROP1
Product: PROP paired-like homeobox 1
Exons: 3
Coding region: 1-681 (226 amino acids)
Biological process (GO): regulation of transcription by RNA polymerase II; pituitary gland development
Cellular component (GO): transcription regulator complex
Molecular function (GO): RNA polymerase II cis-regulatory region sequence-specific DNA binding; DNA-binding transcription factor activity, RNA polymerase II-specific
Source: RefSeq, a predicted model, not a curated record
AUGGAAGCAGAAAGGAGGAAUCAGCAGAGUAAGCAAAAAAAGGGGAGAGUUCACAGCAGCCUCUUGCCUGAGAGAUACCCAGACGCUGGGACUCUGACCUCUACUGUGGAAAGGAGCACUCAGCCCUACAGGAGGCCCUCUGGUGUGGAAGUGGGGAGACCAAGGUUUUCCCAGCAAGGAGGACAGAGGGUUUGCCCACACUCCCGGCGCCGGCAUCGCACCACCUUCAGCCCGGUACAGUUGGAGCAGCUGGAGUCAGCCUUUGGGAGGAAUCAGUACCCUGAUAUCUGGGCCCGAGAGGGUCUCGCCCAGGACACAGGCCUCAGUGAAGCCAGGAUCCAGGUCUGGUUCCAGAACCGCAGAGCUAAGCAGCGGAAGCAAGAGCGGUCACUGCUCCAGCCAUUGGCCCAUCUGUCUCCUGCCACCUUCUCUAGUUUCUUGCCUGAGUCCUCUGCUUGCACCUACUCCUACCCAACACCACCUCCACCAGUAGCCUGCUUCCCUCAUCCCUAUAACCAGGCCCUUCCUGCCCAGCCCACCACAGGUGCUUCCUUUGCUCUACCACGCCAGUCCGAGGACUGGUACCCCACCUUGCACCCAACUCCCACUGGUCAUUUGUCCUGCCCCCCACCCCCACCCAUGCUUCCCCUAACUCUUGAGCCACCAAAGUCCUGGAACUAA